CAUGAUUGCCAAGCACGUCCAGGCGUUAAGAACCCAUCCCACGUCUUAACUCCGAUGGAUUCUCAAAAACAGUCAUAAAUCAAAUCUGUGCUGUUAAUACCUGACGACAGUAUUUGUCGACAGUGACUGCUACCUACUUUACGACUUGAACUAGGCAGUAGGACCUAGCAAUCGUUGGCUAGAUUAAACUCACCAUGACUGUCACAAACAAUAUCAUUUCGUCUGGCUACCAGAGACGCUUCUGGGUCGAGACGUCUUUAAUUCAGAGCCAUACCUUGUCUCAGGCCGCCGGCUGCAAGAUUUUUCUCAAACUAGAGAACCUCCAGCCGUCUGGGUCCUUCAAGUCAAGAGGCAUCGGACAUUAUCUACUUCAGCGGUUGUCCGAGCUUCCUCGUGACGCACCCAAGCCACACGUUGUCACAUCAAGCGGUGGCAACGCAGGGUUGGCGGCCGUCCACGCUGCGCGCAACGUCGGGCUGCCAUGCACCGUUGUGGUGCCGCUGUUGAUCAAGCCUCUGAUGAUCGAGAAGCUGAAGGCAGCCGGGGCACAUGAGGUGGUGCGGCACGGGGCCACAUGGCAAGAGACCGACGACUAUGUGCGGCAUGAAUUCAUGGCCAAGUCCGAGGUUCCUACCAUCUACAUCCCACCCUUCAACCACCCCGAUGUCUGGACCGGCCAUUCAACCAUGGUGCACGAGAUGGCCAAGCAGAUGCCGACGGGGACGCUUCCGGACGCUAUAAUAUGUUCGGUGGGCGGCGGAGGCCUGCUCAACGGUAUCUGCCAGGGCGUCGAUGACGUAGCGGCGGCUGCUGAUCCCAGCCGCGCCAAGCCCAUAAUCCUGGCCGUGGAGACCGAGGGCGCCGAUUCACUGAAUGCUUCGGUCAAGGCCGGCGAGCUGGUUGAGCUUCCCGGCAUCACGUCGCUGGCUACAAGUCUGGGCGCCAAGAAGGUGACAGUUAAAACGCUAGAGUACGCGCAGCAGGACCAUGUGAGGUCGCACGUACUGACAGAUGCCGAGGCAGCAAUGGGCUGCUGGAAGCUGGCUGACGACGAGAGGCUGCUUGUCGAGCUCGCAUGUGGAGUCAGCGUCAGCUUGUGUUACGGCGGGCGACUGGAAAAAGCGCUGGGGAGGAAAGUGAAGGCCGACGACAGUGUCGUCAUUGUACUUUGUGGAGGGAGCAACAUCACGGUCGAGAUGCUACGGGAAUACCGGGAGAUGUUUGGGGGGCAUGCCGCUGUCGCAGAGCACCAAACUAGUUCUAGUAUCUAAGGUCGGGAGCGGAAUGGUGCAGAAGGUCCAGAUGGAUACAACUAGAACUAUCUAGAUUAGAGACUAUCUAGAACUAGAGUGGACUGUGGUUCUCCACCAUGGGCAGGCACGAAAUGCUGGUAGAUGCAGCAAACAAACAGCACAAGCACAAGCACAAUACAAAGACAGGCUUGCCAGGUAGCAAACCACUUGGGCAAAAAAACAAAAGACCAAAGCUGCAAAAAGACGCAGCCAAUCCCGGCCUGGAUCUUUCUUUCUCUUUUCAACCUUUUCCGUACGGCUGCAGGGCAUUCAUCUGGAUAUGCGCCGAAGUUCACUUUUAUUUUUCUCUUUCUCCAA
Pyricularia oryzae 70-15 is the source of this 1610-nucleotide messenger RNA. RefSeq lists its product as uncharacterized. Gene Ontology annotation, molecular function: pyridoxal phosphate binding; threonine deaminase activity; L-serine ammonia-lyase activity. NCBI's taxonomy places the organism in Eukaryota, Fungi, Ascomycota, Sordariomycetes, Magnaporthales, Pyriculariaceae. Bases 195 to 1271 code for a protein of 358 amino acids. The transcript is spliced from 3 exons. The record is from RefSeq and is a predicted model, not a curated record. Gene Ontology annotation, biological process: L-serine catabolic process; L-threonine catabolic process.